AUCCGGGCACUGGAAUUCUUGCUGAAGUCGAAAUAGGUAAAGAUAAACAGGUUGAUUACAUAGGGGUUUUUCCUCAUUGGCAAAAUGAGUGAACAGCUGAAGUUCGUUGUCCAAGAAUUAGCAAAGGAGCCAUUCAACAAGAAGUAUAAUUUGAUAUCUUUUGAUUCCUUGGAACAAAUUCAACUUUUACAAGUUCUCAAUGAUGUUUUGGCAGUCGUUGAUCCAAAGGAAAUGGAUUUGCAACAAAUUGACAUUCGAGAAGAGAGCUCAGACCAAACAGCCAUCCGUAUAUUCCACAUGCUGAGAGUGCUGAAGUACAAACCUCCAACAGAACACAAUGAUAUGGAAGAGAGAAUGGCUUUGCGGUCUGCAUUUCGUUCUGGAAUAGUUCAGGGAGACAAGUUUGUGAUUUAUCCGAUUCUGGAAUGGCUGUUCCGAAGAAUUCCAGAGCUGAAAAAGAGGGCAUAUCUGGCCCACUUUCUUUUCAAAAUUGAUGUUCCAGCCGAAAUCAUGCAGGAGGAUCAGAUACCCGAACUGUAUUCCCAGUAUGAAGAGUUGAUGGAACAAUUCAAAGAUCUGCACAAACAGUCUGACAAUCUCAAGAAUUCUGGCUACAACACGGCGGAAAUCAGAAAAGAUAUUUCUAACAUGGAGGAUGAAAAAGAACAGCUGAACAAGAGGAUAGAACGUCUCAAGAGAAAGGUUGAGUCUCAUCCUAACUCUCAAACCAUGAUGAAUGUGGCUAGAAAUCUCCGCAUGGAGAGAGACAGAGAAAAGAAACUAGCAGAGCAACGCCAAGAACAGUCUACACUGAUACAGCAUGAGGAGCAAAAGAUACGGCGGUUACAACAGCAGCUUCAUGACACCCGUCAGGCAGGCGUGGGGGCCACCCCUCAGAGCCUACUACAGAGACUAGAGGAGGAGACCAGGACCAAUAAGUACAUCGUCACAGAGAGGCUUCCCAAGGACCUACUGGCGCGCAAGAAAACACUUCAGGACUUGCAGAAAGUGGUGGCAGAACCGGCGAUGGGACAGUCAGACCUAGAUCGACUGUUAGGACAGAUUCAAGAGUUGAACUCUGAAAUAAAUCAGCUGAUUGAGAAGAGAAUGAGAACUGGGGACCCAACAGAUGAUAAAUCUUCACUAUUCAAACAACAGGCAGCCAUUAUUGCUCACAAGAAAGAGGCUGCUGUGACCAUGUACCGGGAGAUUCGGGAGGAUUACAGCCGCUGUAUGCAGGAGAUGGAUCAGAAACGUGAAGUGGUGAAAGAAUCUGGCGGAGGAGAGGUGUUAAAAGGCGAAGAUUUCAAGAGAUAUGUAAACAAGUUGAGAAGCAAGAGCACAAUUUAUAAGAAGAAGAGACAGGAGAUUGCAGAGCUAAGAGCCGAAUACGGGGUAUUGUCACGUACAGAGGAAAUUCUACGUAACAGAGACGAGAACAUCAACCAACAGCUGGAGUUAGUCGAGAACAAAAAGGGCGUUGCUGGUUAUCGUCAGACACAAGAUGAGCUAGAGAAGGUGUCUAGUGUAAAGAGUGGUUUGGACGAUCGUAAAGGGAAGACUCUGGAGGACAUCUCUGACAUGGUACAGAGGCUGACCCGGAGGAUUGCCGAGAAGAAAACGGCACUAGCACCCAUUAUAAAAGAACUGCGUCCUAUGAGACAGAAGUCACAGGAACUAACCGGCAGGCAUGAAGAAAAGAAACAGGCAUACGACACAGCAGCAGCAGGCCUAGAGAGUAACAUGUCCAAACUAGAGCAGGAAGUGCGUGCGUACCGGGAGGAGGUGACACAAGACGAGGGUCGAUACCACUAUCUAAACUGUAUGAUAAACAUGUUAGAAAUUCAGCAACAGAAGGUUGCAGAGGAAAUGAAGGCCUACACAUCCGCCGACCCCUAUGCCAGGAAAAAGACAUUCAGAGAUAUAUUCCAAAGAAAGAUUCAAGAACAGGAAAAUCUAGGCAAAGGAUUACGGGAACAGCAGAAAAGUGUCAGAGAGAGCCAGGUUCCCAGUAUGCGACAGAUGAAGAUGUGGAAAGAUGUCCAGCGCCUGAUGGAAUGUAAACAGCGAUGUUUUGAUCAGACUGGUGGCUUUGCUGGGUCUGCUGGUGUUGGGUACGGGGAGGCACCACCAGCUAUGCUGGAAGAGGAUAGACUCGUAAUGUGAAAGUGACAUUUGCAUCAUAAAAUUCUAUUGAUAGCUGUUGUAUUUUCAAUAUCAAACGGUGAAAUACGGAGUGUAGAAAUUUUACUUCUAAAAAGCAUGGAGUUUUUUCCUGUUCAUUUGACUGACUUAAAUUCAACAGAUGUAGUGCAUUGAGUUUAUAAUGUAUUGAUGAUUAUACUUAUUACUACAGGAACAUUCCAAGAUUGUUUUGUCAACUUUUCCGUCCAAAUAAACUGUAUAUAUGUU
Molecule: messenger RNA, 2412 nt
Organism: Mizuhopecten yessoensis (Yesso scallop)
Lineage: Eukaryota; Metazoa; Mollusca; Bivalvia; Pectinida; Pectinidae
Product: intraflagellar transport protein 81 homolog
Exons: 15
Coding region: 85-2166 (693 amino acids)
Biological process (GO): cilium assembly; intraciliary transport
Cellular component (GO): intraciliary transport particle B; centrosome; cilium
Molecular function (GO): tubulin binding
Source: RefSeq, a predicted model, not a curated record